AUGAAUUCUUGAUGUAUCAACACUCCACCCCAUCCCCAUAGAAAAAUGUCAUUUCUUUCCAAAACAAAAAAGCUCUAAAAGAGCAUAUGCAACAACACUUUGCAGAACCUAUCAAGCCAAAUUACCCUCCCAAAAUAUGCAUUUCUUCAACUUCUUCUCCCUUUUCCUUUUUGUGUCUUCCCUCUUUUUGUUAAUUAAAUGGAAGAAUUCCAAUAGCAAAACCAAAAAAUUACCUCCUGGUCCAUGGAAAUUACCUUUAAUUGGAAGCAUGUUUCAUUUGCUAGGUGGACUUCCACAUCAUGUCCUAAGAGAUUUAGCAAAAAAAUAUGGACCAAUUAUGCACCUUCAACUAGGUGAAGUUUCUCUAGUUGUUGUCACUUCUCCUGACAUGGCCAAACAAGUAUUAAAAACUCAUGACCUCGCUUUUGCAUCUAGGCCCAAGCUUCUAGCUGCCGAGAUUCUCUUUUAUAACGGAACUGAUAUUGUCUUUUCCCCCUAUGGAGAUUACUGGAGACAAAUGCGUAAAAUAUGUCUAUUGGAAUUGCUUAGCGCAAAAAAUGUUAAAUCAUUCAAUUCUAUUAGACAAGAUGAAGUUCUUCGUAUGAUUGAUUUUUUUCGAUCAUCUAUUGGUGAGACAGUUAAUGCAACAAAAAAGUUUUACCAAUUCUCAAGCUCUAUGACCUGUAGAGCAGCCUUUGGGAAAGUAUUAAAAGAGCAAGACGAACUUAUACUACUCGUUAAAAAAGCAUCACAUUUAAUGGAAGGAUUUGAUGUGGCUGAUAUAUUUCCAUCACUAAAAUUUUUUCAUUUGUUAUGUGGAAUGAAGGGUAAAAUUAUGGAUGCUCACCAUGAGUUAGAUGCCAUUCUUGAAAACAUCAUCAAUGAGCACAAGAACAAUGGUGAAUUAGGAGGUGAAGGUUUAGUUGCCACAUUGCUAAGACUAAUGAAAGAGGGAGGUUUUCAAUUUCCAAUCACCAACGACAAUAUCAAAGCUAUUAUUUUUAUAAGUACAUUUUCCUUCUUGGGAAAACUGGUGCCUCUUUCUUCUAUUUUCUCUCUAAGCUUGGAUGAUUUUUGGUGA
Molecule: messenger RNA, 1081 nt
Organism: Solanum tuberosum (potato)
Lineage: Eukaryota; Viridiplantae; Streptophyta; Magnoliopsida; Solanales; Solanaceae
Product: premnaspirodiene oxygenase-like
Exons: 1
Coding region: 137-1081 (314 amino acids)
Molecular function (GO): oxidoreductase activity, acting on paired donors, with incorporation or reduction of molecular oxygen; iron ion binding; monooxygenase activity
Source: RefSeq, a predicted model, not a curated record